UGCAGAUAUCAUGUAGUAAGACUCGGUUGUGAGUGAUGAGGUUGGAGGAGAAACAUCUGGACGUGUGUGCGCUGAUGUUGGGCUGAAAGCAGAGCACCAGAUUCCUGCUGAAAGCUGAACUGAGGGAAGAAGAGGAGCAGCAUGUCCAAAGCCCUGAAGAGGAAGAAGCACUGGUCGGCCAAAGUGCACGAGUGCGCCGUGUCGUGGGGAGGCGCGGGCGAGUUCGGCUCCGUGGUCGAGCUGCUUGGAGGAGCUGAACAUGGCCUCUUCCCCUUCCUCGGACACAUGGACCUCGACGCGCUCGUGUGUCACGUUGGCUCGCUGCCGUACUACGGGGACGUGCUGCUGGAGGUGAACGGCACGCCCGUGAGUGGCCUCACCAACCGAGACACGCACGCCGUGAUCCGCCACUUCAGAGAGCCCAUCCGCAUAAAGACCGUCAAACCAGGCAAAGUGCUAAACACAGACUUGAGGCAUUACCUCAGCUUGCAGUUCCAGAAGGGUUCACUGGACCACAAAUUGCAGCAAGUCAUCCGGGACAACCUUUACCUGCGUACUAUACCAUGUACAACCCGCCUGCCCAGAGAGGGGGAGGUUCCUGGAGUGGACUACAACUUCAUCAGUGUAAGUGACUUCAGGAUCUUGGAGGAAAGUGGUUUACUCCUGGAGAGUGGAAUUUAUGACGGAAACUACUAUGGCACACCCAAACCCCCUGCAGAGCCUAACUUGGUUCAGCCUGAUCUGGUCGAUCAGGUGUUGUUUGAGGAAGAAUUUGGCACAGAAGUCCAACGCAAGCGCACCACCUCCGUCAGCAAGAUGGACCGCAAUGACAGUGUUGUCCCUGAGGAGGAGGACGAUGAGGAGCGGCCAGCGCUGCCAAACGGCCUUCCAGAGGGAAGUGAGGAGUGGAGGAGGCCGGUGCCCAGCUACACUCAGUCUAACAGCAGCAGCAGUGUCACUCGUGGAGGUGGCAGCAGCAGUAGCGAUCUUGUUCGCACCUGGAGUUCUCUCUCCAGAGACGACAGCCUUGAACCCCUACCAUACAACUGGGAGAUGGCCUACACUGAAACGGGCAUGGUCUACUUUAUUGAUCAUAACACAAAAUCUACCACAUGGCUGGACCCUCGUCUUGUCAAGAAAGCUAAACCACCUGAAAAGUGUGAGGAUGGAGAGCUUCCAUACGGCUGGGAGGAGAUUGAGGAUGCACAAUACGGCACAUACUAUGUUGAUCACAUAAACCAAAAAACCCAAUUUGAGAAUCCGGUUGUAGAAGCAAAGAAGAAACUCGCACAGGAGGCUGCAGCUGCAGCACAGAGCCAAAAGGGGGUAGCAUCUGCUCCAGGUGGUGAAGGGGGAACUCCAGGUUUCACUCGUGAUCCUACUCAGUUGAAGGGCGAGUUAUAUCAUACAGCUUUGAAAAAGAGCGCUCAGGGCUUUGGUUUCACCAUCAUUGGUGGAGACCGACCUGAUGAGUUCCUGCAGGUGAAGAAUGUCCUGGCAGAUGGACCUGCUGCACAAGACAAUAAGAUGGCCUCUGGUGAUGUAAUAGUGGAGAUCAAUGGCACACUGGUACUGGGUAAAACCCACAAUGACGUGGUGCAGAUGUUCCAGUGCAUCCCCAUCAGCCAGUAUGUAGAUAUGGUCCUUUGUCGUGGCUAUUCCUUGCCCCCAGAUGUGCAGGUGGACAAUGAAGACCUUCCCCCUCCUCCACCUCCUCCUCCCUUGGCUGGUGAAGUGGUAACAGCUGUACCCCUCAUCAAUGGGCAGCCGCUGCUAGUGAAGGGUGAUGCUUUACAUGCUUCCUCCCAGGAGCUCCAUUACCUCACUACCGAUGCCAGCGGACGUCCUAUUGUGGCAGCGCUACCCAGCAUUCCCACUGGUGCUGAUGAGAGGCCUGAUGGUGGAAUGCUGCAACCGGAGCUGGUCACUGUGCCCCUAGUGAAAGGCCCGGGCGGGUUUGGAUUUGCUAUUGCUGACAGUCCGCUGGGCCAGAAGGUGAAGAUGAUCCUGGACGCACAGUGGUGCCGUGGCCUGCUCAAGGGUGACGUCAUCAAGGAGAUCAACAGGCAGAAUGUGCAGGCAUUGAGCCAUGCACAGGUGGUGGACAUACUAAAGGAGCUGCCUGUGGGAAGUGAGGUCAACCUGCUAGUGCUGCGAGGAGGUCAGACUUCACCAGUAAAAAGUCUUAGACCUAGACAGGAAAUAAGUGCCAGUCUAGAGACUUUGGACCAGUGCCAUGAUGUUGGAGCCCCCCAAGCGCUCACUUAUUAUUCAAGCACGUUGCCCAGUAGCUCUCCAAGACGAGACAUCAUCCUCCGCCAGAGCAAGCCCAAAAGCACUGCACAGGAGUCUGGACAGAGAGCAGUGCCUCAGUAUAAAGAGCUGGAUGUGUUUAUAAAGAGAGAUCAAGAGAUGGGAUUUGGCUUCCGUGUGCUCGGAGGAGAAGGCCCUGAACAGCCAGUUUACAUAGGCGCCAUCAUUCAACAGGGAGCAGCAGAGAAAGAUGGCCGUCUACGGGCAGGGGAUGAGCUGAUGGCUAUCGAUGGCAUCAUGGUAAGGGGCAAAUCCCACAAGCAAGUGUUGGAUCUCAUGACCAAUGCAGCUCGCAAUGGACAGGUGCUGCUAACUGUGCGCCGAAAGGUCAUCUACAGGGAUGUGUCUGAUGAUGAUGGGGCACGGAACCUGGCUCCAGUUGUAAUGAAUGGUUCUCCAAAAACCCCACAUAUUCAUGUCCCAUGUGUCUUGGACCAUGAAAUAAUGGAUAUUACACUCCAUCGCAAAGAUAAUGAAGGCUUUGGCUUUGUCAUUCUCACUUCCAAAAACAAACCCCCACCUGGAGUGAUCCCUCAUAAGAUUGGUCGCAUCAUCGAGGGCAGUCCGGCUGAUAGAUGUGGUCUGUUAAGUGUGGGUGACCGUAUCUCUGCUGUUAAUGGCCGGUCCAUCAUCGAGCUUUCUCACAGCGACAUUGUGCAGCUUAUUAAAGAUGCCGGUAAUGCUGUCACACUCUCUGUAGUUCCUGAGGAUGAAUACAAAGGCCCUCCCUCGGCAGCCAGCUCAGCCAAACAGAGCCCAGCACUGCAGCACAGAACACUGAAAUCCAGCACACAGGAGGAUAGGUAUAAUCUAGAUCUGGAGGAGAUCAGAGAUGAGUUGGUCUGGGCUGAAUAUAAAAUGAUUACCGAUUGCGAAAAAGAAACACUGUGUGUCACAAGCUCCAAACAGGGUUGUAUUCUUGUUGAGUUGGAGCGUGGCCCACGUGGUUUUGGCUUCAGUCUGAGAGGAGGAACGGAGUAUAACAUGGGCCUCUACAUCCUGCGACUGGCUGAGGAUGGCCCUGCGCUUCAGGAUGGCAGGAUUCAGGUUGGAGAUCAGAUUGUAGAAAUCAAUGGCGAGCCUACGCAGGGUAUCAGUCACACCAGAGCCAUCGAACUUAUCCAGGCUGGAGGAAACAAAGUACUGCUACUCCUGAGACCUGGACAGGGGCUUGCGACUGACACCAGUGAGCCUCUCUCUCAUCACGCGCACACACAUACACACACACAAGCACACACUCAAAUACAGCACAUGCACUAGUACAGUCCCCUUCGAAACUAUUAGAAUAGCGAGGCCAAUUCAUUGUUUUUGCUGUAGACUGAGGACAUUUGGGUUUGAGAUUAAACAAAUGAAUAUGAGAAGAGAGUUCAGAAUUUCAGCUUUUACUUCCUGGUAUGUAUAUGCAGAUAUGAGAAAAGACAUAGAACAUAUCACAUUUUGUAUCACUAAUUGACCACCCAAUUUGAAAGUGAGCCAAAAUAUUGGAACAUCCAACAGACAGGUGUUUCUUGUUACCCAGGUGUGUCCUGUUAGAUUGUUUAAACAAUAAAUAGCUCUGAACAACAACUUUUGGUUUUAGCCUUCAGUUUCACCUGUGAAGGCUGAAGGGGCAGAUUUAUUUCUCUCCUUUCGCCGAGCCCCACACGAAUUUAUGGAGAUACUAGAGAUCCAGAUCCUUUCUGCCUCUGGAUGGAGCUCAAAUCUUCUCUAAUUCCAGACUGCUGGGACUACGGCUGCUCCUAAGGCCAUACAGACUUCAUAUAAAUCCAUAAUGAACUUUUUCACACUAACUGUUGUUACCCAGAUGAGGAUGGGUUCCCUUCUGAGUCGGGUUCCUCUCAAGGUUUCUUCCUCUUAAAACAUCUUAGGGAGUUUUUCCUUGCCACCGUCGCCACUCAGUGGCUUGCUCAGUUGGGAUAAAUUCACACCUUUAAUAUCUGUAU
Molecule: messenger RNA, 4256 nt
Organism: Ictalurus furcatus (blue catfish)
Lineage: Eukaryota; Metazoa; Chordata; Actinopteri; Siluriformes; Ictaluridae
Product: membrane-associated guanylate kinase, WW and PDZ domain-containing protein 3
Exons: 20
Coding region: 142-3573 (1143 amino acids)
Biological process (GO): signal transduction
Cellular component (GO): cytoplasm
Molecular function (GO): protein binding
Source: RefSeq, a predicted model, not a curated record